Molecule: messenger RNA, 972 nt
Organism: Helianthus annuus (common sunflower)
Lineage: Eukaryota; Viridiplantae; Streptophyta; Magnoliopsida; Asterales; Asteraceae
Exons: 2
Coding region: 361-699 (112 amino acids)
Source: RefSeq, a predicted model, not a curated record
CCGCUGUUGGGUUAAAACAGUGUUUGAAACCACUGUUUUAACCCAAAAGUGGUUUCAAAACACUGUUUUAACAACAGUGUUUAACCCAAUAGUGGUUUCAAACAUUGUUUUAAUACAAUAAUAGUUUCACAACACUGUUUUAACCCAAAACAGUGGAUUGGUAUAGUUUUUCUUUUUGUUUAAUAGGGUAGCAUCUCAAAGGAAAGGGAACAACUCGGAAUCUUAUACAAAAAGAUCGUGUGCUUGGUGCUGAUUUUUCUUUUAGAUGAAACGCUACUUGAUGUUGUGGUACUUGUACUUUGGCUGAAAAGGUAAAUUGUUAAUUAUUUUACUAUUUUGGAGAAGCAACAGAAUAAGUGUAUGGAGAAGCAGUCUAGGCUUUCUGAAAAGUACUGCCCUGUGUGGGAUUGCUCGGAUUCUGGUUAUGAAAAUCUACUCCAGUGUAUUAAGGUGUAUGCCAACAGCUGGGUUCAUCUUCUUCUAUGGAAGCAGGGUAGCUAUAAAGACCAUUAUGCCCUUCACUGGUUGAGUAACUGGUCUGUGUUCGCUUACAAUUGUAAAGUCAGGGAAGCUGGUUUUCUGUCGCAUAUGCACACUGCUGGUAUUUGUAUCAAGCAUCAUGGGGUGUUUUUGCAGGAUUUGAAGUGCUCGAACUUGGAUAUUGGCAAGCUGGUGCUUAAGUGCUAUAAUGGGCAAUGAAUACAUGCGCUGAAGACUCCUCUCGAACAAAUAUGGCUGCUGUUGUUAGCUGGAUAUAUUGAGAUGAUCAGGUCAUUAUUUCAAGGCCUUAUAUUGGAUUUGUAUGCCAGGGUUAUAUCAAGCAUCAUCUGUGAUUGUUUCUGUGAAGCUGAUUAGUAUGUACAUGCUGAUAAGCUUUUUGUACAAUGAUAUAAAUGAUUAAUUCUCUAAUAUGAGUAAUGACAAUUAUUUUUGUACUUAAUUAUGUACUUAGUCUGUAUAAUGUCGAUUGUU